Messenger RNA from Cucurbitaria berberidis CBS 394.84, 1887 nucleotides. Its product is annotated as serine/threonine-protein kinase YPK2/YKR2. The transcript is spliced from 6 exons. Bases 1 to 1887 code for a protein of 628 amino acids. Lineage: Eukaryota; Fungi; Ascomycota; Dothideomycetes; Pleosporales; Cucurbitariaceae. Gene Ontology annotation, biological process: protein phosphorylation. The record is from RefSeq and is a predicted model, not a curated record. Gene Ontology annotation, molecular function: ATP binding; protein serine/threonine kinase activity.
AUGUCUUGGAAGCUCACCAAGAAGCUCAAGGAGACGCACCUUGCUCCGCUUGCGAACACAUUCAGUCGCUCGUCGUCUACCUCGACCAUAGUCAAUGACCAGACCCCGAAGACGGCAACCUCGACUAGUGGCGGGAGCACUCUCGCAGACUCGAAAGAUCCCAAUGGCAUCGCGGCCUCAGAAGCGAACGCUGCCCCGCCAGCACAACCCCUCCGCCCGGGUAUCCUCAUAGUCACGCUCCAUGAGGGCCAGAAGUUUUCUCUGCCGCCGGGUGCGGAACAGGCAUUUGGUGGUAGCCAUCAUCAGGGCUCCUUGUCACAGGGCGGCGGCUUUUCCGUUGCAGGUUCCAUGCGACCUGGCUCAUCAUCUCGAAAUCCAGUCGUGGGCUCGUAUGCCACUAGGCCACAGUCUGCCGCUGGCAGCAUCAACGCCGCCCCUACCAUCCAUGGCCGCUACUCCUCGAAACACUUGCCCUACGCGCUUGUAGACUUCGACAAGCAGCAAGUCUUCAUAAACGCAGUCUCAGGUACUCCCGAGAAUCCACUUUGGGCAGGCGGCAAUACACAGUACAAGUUCGAUGUAUCUCGAGUUACCGAUCUUACUGUUUCGCUGUACAUCCGCAACCCCACCGCACCUCCCAACGCUGGCCGAAAUGAGGAUAUUUUCAUUGGAACUUUGAAAGUACAUCCCAAAUUCGAGGAGCAACGGACAGAUGAAAAGGUGAAGAAGACUGAACAUACACAAGGCCAAGCCGGUGCCGAGUGGAUACCGGUGCAAUUUGGCAGUGGGCAAAUGAGGAUUGGUGUCAACUUCGUGGAAAACCGACAAGACCGUCUAUCGAUUGAUGAUUUUGAGCUUCUCAAGGUCGUUGGCAAGGGUAGUUUCGGAAAGGUUAUGCAAGUCCAAAAGAAGGAUACACACCGAAUCUACGCCCUCAAGACGAUCCGCAAAGCGCACAUCAUUUCCCGAUCGGAGGUUGCGCACACUCUUGCGGAGCGCUCAGUAUUGGCUCAGAUCAACAAUCCCUUCAUCGUGCCUUUGAAGUUCUCUUUCCAGUCGCCUGAGAAGCUUUACCUGGUGCUAGCUUUCGUCAAUGGUGGCGAGCUUUUCCACCAUCUCCAGAAGGAGCAGCGGUUCGACAUCAACCGAGCCCGAUUUUAUGCUGCAGAACUUCUUUGCGCUCUAGAGUGUUUACACGGUUUCAACGUUAUUUACCGUGACUUGAAGCCGGAGAACAUCUUGCUGGAUUACACUGGACACAUUGCUCUGUGUGAUUUCGGUCUCUGCAAACUGGACAUGAAGGACGAAGACAGGACGAACACUUUCUGUGGAACACCGGAGUACCUCGCUCCUGAGCUUCUCACUGGUGCCGGUUACACCAAGUCUGUCGAUUGGUGGACAUUAGGCGUUCUUCUCUACGAGAUGUUGACAGGACUGCCACCUUUCUACGAUGAGAAUACUAACGACAUGUACCGAAAGAUUCUUACCGAGCCGCUACAUUUCCCAGGCCCCGAGAUUGUUCCACCGGCCGCACGAGAUCUUCUGACACGCCUGCUAGACCGCAACGCAGAGAAGCGUUUGGGAGCCAAGGGCGCAGCUGAAAUCAAAGCACACUACUUUUUCCACAGCAUCGACUGGCGAAAGCUGCUGGAGAGGAAGUAUGAGCCCAGCUUCAAGCCUAAUGUCGUUGACGCUAAAGAUACUGCCAAUUUUGACCGCGAGUUCACUUCGGAAGCUCCCACGGACUCGUACGUAGACGGCCCGGUGCUCUCUCAGACUAUGCAGCAGCAGUUCGCAGGAUGGUCUUACAACCGACCAGUUGCUGGUCUCGGCGAUGCUGGAGGUUCGGUGAAGGAUCCCUCGUUCGAGGGCGUGACAGAAAGAUAG